Plectropomus leopardus (leopard coralgrouper) is the source of this 4438-nucleotide messenger RNA. RefSeq names its product P450 (cytochrome) oxidoreductase b (gene porb). The record is from RefSeq and is a predicted model, not a curated record. Gene Ontology annotation, cellular component: cytosol. Lineage: Eukaryota; Metazoa; Chordata; Actinopteri; Perciformes; Serranidae. Gene Ontology annotation, molecular function: NADPH-hemoprotein reductase activity; FMN binding; flavin adenine dinucleotide binding. Gene Ontology annotation, biological process: response to hormone.
UUGGUUUGUUCCUACAUGUCGUAAAGUUUUCUUCCGCGUUGAGCACAGUGUGAGCCUGACACAAAGAGGGGAGGCGAAGAGUGUCAAUAUGGCAGACAUGGACGCUGAGACCACCACCCACACCGAGCCCAUGGUGGACGAAGAGGAGCCUCUUUUCAGCAACCUGGACAUUUUCCUCUUCUCCCUGAUUAUUGGCCUUGUCAUUUAUUGGUUCAUGUCCCGCAAGAAGCCUGAGCCCAUCCCCGAAUUUAAGAAGCUUGACACACCAGCACCCACCACAAGAGAGACCAGUUUCAUUGAGAAAAUGAAGAAAACAGGCAAGAACAUCAUUGUGUUCUACGGCUCCCAGACGGGCACAGCAGAGGAAUUUGCUAACAGACUGUCCAAAGACGCUCAGCGCUACGGCAUGAAAGGAAUGGCUGCUGAUCCGGAGGAGUACGAAAUGGGGGAGCUUUCCCGGCUGUCUGAGAUUGAAAACUCCCUCGCCAUUUUUUGUAUGGCCACGUAUGGUGAAGGAGACCCAACAGAUAACGCCCAGGACUUCUAUGAUUGGCUGCAGGAAAAUGAUGAUGAAGACCUCUCUGGACUAAACUACACUGUAUUUGCUUUGGGCAACAAGACUUAUGAACACUACAAUGCAAUGGGAAAAUACGUUGACAAAAGGCUGGAAGAACUUGGUGCCAAGCGCAUCUUUGACCUUGGCUUAGGAGAUGAUGACGGAAAUCUGGAAGAGGACUUCGUUUCAUGGAGAGAGCAGUUCUGGCCGGCCGUCUGUGAGCACUUUGGAGUGGAAGCCUUAGGAGAUGAAUCGAGCAUACGGCAGUACGAGCUUAAGGAGCACUCUGACAUCAACAUGAACAAAGUCUACACAGGAGAGAUUGGGCGCCUGAAGAGUUUCGAGGCCCAAAAGCCGCCCUUUGAUUCAAAAAACCCUUUCCUUGCACCAGUCACUGUCAAUCGCAAACUUAACAAAGCUGGUGAUAGACAUAUUAUGCACCUGGAACUGGACAUAACAGGCUCCAAGAUCAGAUAUGAGUCAGGAGACCACGUUGCUGUUUUCCCAACAAAUGACUCUGCGUUGGUGAACAAACUGGGACAAAUCCUUGGAGUGGACCUUGAUGUGGUUAUCUCUCUAAACAACCUUGAUGAGGAGUCCAACAAGAAGCAUCCUUUCCCCUGCCCCACCACCUACCGCACAGCGCUCACUCACUACCUGGACAUCACACACCCUCCUCGCACCAAUGUCCUCUAUGAGCUGGCACAGUACGCCUCUGAACCCAAAGACCAGGACAAUAUGCGCAAGAUGGCCUCUUCUUCACCUGAGGGCAAGGCACUUUACCAGAAUUGGGUGUUGGAUGCGAGUAGAAACAUCCUCGCCAUCCUGGAGGAUAUGCCCUCUUUAAAGCCUCCCAUAGACCACCUGUGUGAGCUGCUGCCUCGUCUCCAGGCUCGCUAUUAUUCCAUCGCUUCCUCCUCAAAGGUUCACCCCAACAGCAUCCACAUCUGUGCAGUAGUGGUGGAGUACGAAACCCCUACUGGCCGCAUCAAUAAGGGAGUGGCCACCAACUGGCUGAAGAACAAACUGGUCACUGAUAACGGCCACAAGUCCACGGUUCCCAUGUACAUCCGCAAAUCUCAGUUCCGCCUGCCCUUCAAAGCCACCAACCCAGUGAUCAUGAUCGGCCCCGGGACAGGAAUCGCUCCCUUCAUGGGCUUCAUUCAAGAGAGGGGCUGGCUCAAAGAGCAAGGAAAGGAGGUUGGAGAGACAGUGAUGUAUUUUGGCUGCAGAUAUAAGAACGAGGAUUAUAUCUACCAGGAGGAGCUGGAGGAAGCAGAGACGAAUGGAGUUGUAACGCAGCUUAAUGUUGCCUUCUCCAGAGACCAGGAGCAGAAGGUGUACGUGCAGCAUCUCCUGAAGAAAAAUAAGGAGGACAUCUGGAGGCUGAUACACACAGACAAUGCUCAUAUCUACGUUUGCGGGGAUGCAAGAAACAUGGCUAAGGACGUGCAGACGGCCCUUCAUGAGAUAGGAGAAGAACUGGGAGGCAUGACGCGCACUCAGGCCACAGAUUACAUCAAGAAACUGAUGACAAAGGGACGCUACUCACAAGACGUCUGGAGUUAAAGAGCCUUAGUCUCACUACUCAAGUAGUGUUUUUAAAUUUUCUAUUUUUGCGGUGUGUCUUGUUUAUUCAGGACUGAAUUUAAAAAACAUUUAACCCUUGUUCAUCACCCUGGUUCAAGAAAGCUACAGGUAGCAGAAGAUCGUGAGGCAAGCACUACCUCAGCAGGUCGAUAAACACAUUCAGCAGGUUAAGUCUGUAUUUUCUUUGUGUGCUAUGUUAUGUAUCUGGACCACCAGUCUGUGUGUCUGCUGGGGUCUUCACUUUAAGCCGUGGUCUCAGAGCAAACAGCCCCGUACGGGUUCCAGAGACCAUUCAGAGUCUCUGAUAAAAAUUAACGAAUUUGUGUAAUUGACUCUGUGCGUUCGGGGGUUGGGUGUCGGACCCCGCUGGCUUUAAAUUCCUCUUUCUAUCAUGCAAAUUCAGCAAAGAGUCAUCUUCAUUUUCAGAUUUAAAGUGGAAACAGGCAAUUUUUCCUCCCCCUAUAGCAUUUCCAAUAGGUAUUAUUGUUGGCGUUGCUGUCGCAACAACAAUCUGAUUUCCUCAGAGUCGAGCAGUGGGGCCUUUUUUCUCUUGCCGGGCAGAGUUUUUAACACUUACUUUGAUUGUUCCACUGUCCCCCAUUUCCGCUCCUGGGAAUAGUGACUGCAAAAAAACAUCAAUGACAUCAAUGCUGUUUGGUAGCCGGGGAUGGCUACAGAGGAAAACAAAAGCUCUACCCUCUUCCUUUUUUUCAAUUGUUUUAAAGAUUAUUUUUCUGGGCUUUUAUGCCUUUAAUUGGAUAGAAAAGGUGAAGAGGGGAGCGAGAGAGAGAGAGGGGGGAGGCAACAUGCAGCAAAGGGCUAAGGCUGGAAUCAAACCCACGGCUGCUGCAGCGAGGACAAAGCCUCUGUACAUGGGGCGUCUGCUCUAUCCACCAAACCACCGGGCGCCCCACCCUCUUCCUUUUUUGGUUGCACAAUGGUUGACAUACUUCCUUUGUGCUUUGUGGCCUUUGUUUUCCCUGGAGAUCGUACCUGGCAGCAGAGAGAACUGCGUAGUGAAACCAGACUUAAAGAGAACCACUCUAAACGCAGAGGGUGUCAUUAUUUAGUAGCUAUUACAUUGUGCAAUCAACAUUUACUCCAUAAUGAUGACUUAAAGCCAUAAAACUUUGUCUAUUUCCACUUUUAUCUUGAUUAGAUUCAUUUUUAUAUGAAUGAAUCAACCGGAGCAGCUUUACAGACAGAUGAUGACUCGGACUGGGUCAGGGAUUUGCUGUGCCCCACAUCUGGAUGCACAUGACAUAAUUCCACUGUGAACUUUCACAUUUGAAUAAGAAAUGGAGAAAGCUCCUUCAUUUUGCCAUAGUGAGAUAUUUGUAGCGUUCAUCUAACUGAUUAACGGACUGUGGACAUAACAUCACAUCACUACAGAUCAUAUAUCGAAGUGAAUCUAAGGAGCGUUGUGUGUUCCUGUUGCAGCGUGAGCACUCAGAAGUUUUAGACAUGAAAGGGUGAUGACUUCAGUUUUUCUCGGAGCUGAUCAUGUCGUAUUUUUGAAAGUACUUACAAUACAUUCAAUGUUUUAGAAAAUGUGUAAAAAAUUUUGUGAAGAAAAUAUUUGAUGUAACAAAAUAGGUACAAUUACAUUUACCUUUGUAUUUUGACAAGGGAUUUUGCCUCUUAUGCAGAUGUUGCUGUUCAUUUUAAUCAGUAACGGUAACCUUUUGAGAGGCACAAAAAGUGGUGCAAAGGGUAAGAUCAUUUAUAGAAAAGAACAUUAGAUUAAAUACAUUUUAUUUCCCAUAAAAGCCUGCCUUCAAACAUGACGAAAAUGAAUCUGUUGGUACCCUGUAAAUUUUGUAAAAUGUUAAUUGAAAUGUUGGCCUUCAAACCGCAUCUGGCCUCCCGAAUGGUGGUUUGUUUUAUAUGCAUCUGACAGCAGAGGAGGAUGAAGAGUUUGUCACAUGGCAGUAACACUCAAACCAGACAGUCACCUCCAUUUGAUUAUCUCUAUUUUUUCUAUUUUAUUUUGUCCAAUCAUAUAUGCACCACUACAUAGAGAAGAUGCACAGACAUAUCAAAACAUUUUGUCUCAGCAUCUCUGUCAGUUUUCAUCUCAGUAUGUUUGUUAGAAUAUGGUGAGUUUGAGGAGUUAAAAGUGCAGCCUGUGCCUUUUUAAUACUGCCUUAUGUAUUAAGUUAGCAUUUAAACCCUGACGCUGUUUUUUCUUCCAUGCUUAUCUUGUGAUAGCAAGUCACUUUACCCAGUACUGUCACUUUUUUUGUCAUUCCAAUUUGUGAUGUAAUUAUUUGAUUUUAUCAAGGCAUGCAU